Molecule: messenger RNA, 1317 nt
Organism: Rhodotorula graminis WP1
Lineage: Eukaryota; Fungi; Basidiomycota; Microbotryomycetes; Sporidiobolales; Sporidiobolaceae
Exons: 11
Coding region: 43-1161 (372 amino acids)
Cellular component (GO): mitochondrion
Molecular function (GO): flavin adenine dinucleotide binding; acyl-CoA dehydrogenase activity
Source: RefSeq, a predicted model, not a curated record
GAGAAGCCGACGUCGCUCUACAGCCUCACCGAGGAGGAGGUCAUGCUCAAGGAGGCCGUUAAGAAGUUCUCGGAGGAGGUCGUCGCACCGCGAGUCUACGAGAUGGACGAGAACGAGAAGAUGGACCCGGCCAUCAUCAAGGGCCUGUUCGAGCAGGGUCUCAUGGGCAUCGAGACGGACCCGGAGCACGGCGGCGCCGGCGCCUCGUUCACCUCUGCGAUCCUCGCCAUCGAGGAGCUCGCCAAGGUCGACCCGGCCGUCAGCGUGUGCUGCGACGUCCACAACACGCUCGUCAACACCGUCUUCCGCAAGUACGCGAGCGACCACCUCAAGAACAAGUACCUCCCGCUGCUCUCCUCCGAGAAGCUCGGCUCGUUCGCCCUGUCGGAGCCUGCGUCCGGCUCGGACGCGUUCGCGCUCAAGACGACUGCCAAGAAGAGCGAGGACGGCUCGUACUACACGCUUAACGGCUCCAAGAUGUGGAUCACCAACUCGGCAGAGGCCGACAUCUUCCUCGUCUUCGCGACGGUCGACCCGAGCAAGGGCUACAAGGGCAUCUCGUGCUUCGUCGUCGAGAAGGAGAUGGGCGUCGAGAUCGCCAAGAAGGAGAAGAAGCUCGGCAUUCGCGCAUCGUCGACCUGCACGCUCAACUUUGACGACCUCAAGAUCCCGGCAGAGAACCUGCUCGGCGUCGAGGGCCAGGGCUACAAGUACGCCAUCGAGAUCCUGAACGAGGGCCGUGUCGGUAUCGCUGCGCAGAUGGUCGGCCUCGCCCAGGGCGCCUUCGACAAGUCGGUCUCGUACGCGUUCCAGCGCAAGCAGUUCGGCCAGGCCGUCGGCCUCUUCCAGGGCAUGCAGAUGCAGUUUGCCGACGUCGCGACCGAGAUCGAGGCGGCGCGCCUCCUGACGUACAACGCGGCUCGCCUCAAGGAGCAGGGCCACGCGUUCACCAAGCAGGCCGCCAUGGCCAAGUGGUACUCGUCGGUCGUCGCGCAGAAGGCGUCGGGCAGCGCGAUCGAGUGGGCGGGCGGCGUCGGCUACACUCGCGAGACCGGCAUCGAGAAGUACUGGCGCGACUCGAAGAUUGGCGCGCUCUACGAGGGCACCAGCAACAUCCAGCAGAUCACUAUCGGCAAGUUCAUCACUAAGGAGUACUCUUGAGAGCCUCGUCGACGUCGCCCUCGCCAUUCCUGUCGGUCUCGAGAUGCGCCAAGACGGACACCUCGAGGACGAGGGCUCGCAAAGAUUGUCCUCACCCCCUCCUUCCCUGUCAUUCCUACUGUUCUGCAACCUGCAACAUCGUCGUACCACAGCUCG